AUGUUUACCGCGGAAGAGAAACCUUUACCGUGGAAAAGCAAUGGUUAUCGUGGAAGAGCCAUGUUUACCGUGGAAGAGCCAUGUUUACCAAUUACCGUUGAAGAUCCAUGUUUACCAUGGCAGAGCCAUAUUUACCGUGGAAGAGCUAUGUUUACCGUUGAAGAUCCAUGUUUACCGUGGAAGAGCUAUGUUUACCAUGCCAGAGCCAUGUUCACCGUGGAAAAGCCAUGUUUACCGUGGAAGAGCCAUGUUUACCGUUGA
Arctia plantaginis is the source of this 261-nucleotide messenger RNA. The record is from the annotation of a GenBank genome assembly. Lineage: Eukaryota; Metazoa; Arthropoda; Insecta; Lepidoptera; Erebidae.